This is a messenger RNA of Anoplopoma fimbria (sablefish), 2537 nucleotides long. It is a transcript of the gene tex264a, whose product is annotated as testis expressed 264, ER-phagy receptor a. The transcript is spliced from 4 exons. Gene Ontology annotation, cellular component: autophagosome membrane; nucleus; endoplasmic reticulum membrane. The coding region runs from base 210 to 1271 and encodes 353 amino acids. Gene Ontology annotation, biological process: protein-DNA covalent cross-linking repair; reticulophagy. Lineage: Eukaryota; Metazoa; Chordata; Actinopteri; Perciformes; Anoplopomatidae. The record is from RefSeq and is a predicted model, not a curated record.
CUGUGUUUACUCUUUCAUAUUAGGUCAUUGUGACUGAGAAUACAUAAUCCAACACCGUCUUUCUAACAGCCACGUCUUUCUGUCGUAAAGCUGCUGGAGCACAGUCUCGCUGUGUGUAACCCGGAGGACGUGUUUAAGGCUUUAGACAGAUAUUGUUUUUCUUGUAUUGCAUUGGUCGCAUCUUUACGUUACAGCUUUGAGAAGGAAACAUGUCUGAUUUAAUUCUGGUGCUCCUGGUACUCGUGCUCCUGGUUUGUUUGGUUGUGACAGUGGCUGGCUUGGUGGUGUACUCGGGACUCCUGUCUGAUGUGAUCAUAAAGACUGGGCCACCUCCUGUCAGAAAUGUUAUCAUUGCUUAUAAGUUCAAAGAAGGAUCGUACAAGGACUCCGGUGCAGGCUACACAGAGUGCUGCAGCAUUGGGCCAAAGCUGAGCACCGUCGGUGUCUUCUACGAUGACCCCAAACAGAGGCCAGCGGAGAAAUGUCGCUACGUGGUGGGCAGUGUCCUGUGCGAGGGUGAAGAGAAGCCAGAUGAAGAACUGCAGAAGACGUAUGAGAAGUUUGGAUUCAAGGUGUUUUCUCUGCCUGAAGUGAGCCACGCUGUGACCACCAGCUUCCCCUGCACCACCCCUCUGUCUCACGUGCUGGGACCUUACAGGGUCUACCCCAGGCUCGCUUCCUACAUCGAGGAGAGAAAGCUGUGUGCAUUCCCGACUAUUGAGAUCUGUGGCCCAGAUGUCAUCAACUACAUGGUUCCACUCUCUCGCCAGACAGACUUCUUUGUUCCAGAGAUGAAGGAUGAGGUUAAAACAGACGUUAAAGAAGAGGACUCUGACGAGGACAGAGGAACUGACAUUACAGGUGCAGACUCCCACAGUGAUGUGAGCUCAGUGAGCGGCGGUGUGCCCUGGGACAGCAGAGAGACAUCCCUGGCUGCUUCCACAGCCGCCUCCCUGGCAUCCUCCCUGCCUCUGAGGGACGUAAUGGAUGCAAAUGAAGACAUUAAGCAUAGGGACAACAGCGAGAGAGGCUCAAACGAGUCCAUGGGCAGCGGCUCAUCCUUUGAAGAGCUUGACAUGGAUCAGGAGGAGCAGGAGGCGGGAGAAAGGAGGGAGGAGAAGGGAGAUGGAGAUGGAGAUGAGGCGGAGGACCCUGAGGGUGAAGACGGAGCUAGAGAAGCAGUUGAACUGGUGGCUGAGAAGAAGAAGGAGCCCGUGGGGGAUGGAGAGAGCAGGGAGGAUGCUGAAGAGAUAAGAGAUGAGGCCAUGUAACACCGGCAUGCUAGAGAGUUUCUCGGUUGAUGCUGGUUAUCAGUCAUGUAAUCUUGUUGGUGGAUCUAAAGCUGUUCAUGCCAUGACCACCGUGCCGUAUUUCUGCGCCUUCUAAUUCUUUUUUCUGAAGCCUGUACUUUGUUAUAGUUUAAUCUCAUUUUUAAUAAAUAAUUUCUGAUCCUAUAUAUAAACUCUGUCAGAAUAGGACAUCAGACAGCUCCAUUUGGUUAAGUCUUCUUGAGUUAACGUAUUUUUUUCUCUGCACAUGGUGUGCAGCAAAUGGGAGGCAAGAUUUGUUCAACUCUAUAUUAUAUUUUAACCUUUCAAACAUUUUAAUCCUGUGUGAAUCCCCCACCAUUCCUGUUCAGAUAGGAGGUGACAUUUCAGUCUAAGAUCUACUUGAAUAGAAGGACAUUAACACCAGAUAACCUGGAUCAUAAUAUAGCAUCAUUUUUCCUGUGUGUGACAGUUGAUAUUGUACCCCACUUUCAAGGUCAUGUUUGAGGAUUUGUAUGUAACGUGUUGGUGUACAUUACCCGACUUUGGUGUUUUGAUAUACAGUAAUGAUGGUAAUGAUAAUGUGCAGGAGCUCAUUUUGAUGGACCUAUUUAAGUGUGUUAUUCUUUUUUUCCCCCAAUUUGGACAGUAUAUAUAUCCCACAGUGGAAAACUCUGAGGCAGAAAAAAACAGUAAAGUAACUUCACCGAAGCCUCCAAGAUGCCAGGAGUAGAAUUUAAGAUACAAUUCAAAGGUGUAAACUUUUCCCCUUGGAUACUGUAGUGUACAAAACUGUAUUGUCUCACUGUGCUCAGAUAAUUGCUUUAGUUUUUUAAUGUAAUGUUCAGAGUGAACCACUCUGCAGUUCUGUUUGUAGCCAAAAUUCACUCUCUUCCAGAGACUAGUUGUGAUAUGUUUGUAGGUUGAAAUUGUUGGUGCUGUGAGACAUUGGAGGUAAUGUACAGCACAUUGCCAUGGUUGUGUUUUUCUGUCUGUAUUAAAAUUUUCAAAUGAAAAGUAAAGUUGACAGGAAGAAGUUGUGCAUAGAUUUUGUUGCCCACAGAAAUCAUAAAACCCUUAUUCCAUACAGUUGUCUGUAUUAAAACUUAAAAUUGAGGUUAUUUUUAACAAAGCCACAUCGUUACUGCUCUACUCUGAGGACAAUUCUUAUCCAUUGUGUUGUGUCUGUAUCCCAACUGAGAGAUGUAACAGUGUGGGUGGCAGUGGGACACAUUGUUUUCUAAAAGUUAGCUCCUAAUACCUUAUCAA